Dinoponera quadriceps is the source of this 3008-nucleotide messenger RNA. It is a transcript of the gene AkhR, whose product is annotated as gonadotropin-releasing hormone II receptor. The record is from RefSeq and is a predicted model, not a curated record. Bases 879 to 2093 code for a protein of 404 amino acids. The transcript has 8 exons. Lineage: Eukaryota; Metazoa; Arthropoda; Insecta; Hymenoptera; Formicidae. Gene Ontology annotation, biological process: G protein-coupled receptor signaling pathway. Gene Ontology annotation, cellular component: membrane. Gene Ontology annotation, molecular function: vasopressin receptor activity; adipokinetic hormone receptor activity; peptide binding.
GGGAUUAAAAAUAGAAAUUAAAAAUAGGACAUUAAUCUCAAGAAACACGUAUAAAAAGUGUCCACCUUCUCUUGCGAAUAUCUAAGUUUCUGGUCAAUCGUUUUCUAACUUUACAUAGACGUGCAUAUAGUAUUUCCACCAGGACGCAGAUAAAAUUGAAAAAAAAUUCACAUUAUAAAAUUAAAAUUAAAAGAAUUCCUAAAAAAAUGGUUUAACGGAUCAACUACUUUAACAUAAUACGUAAGAUGAAGCGUUACGGAAAAAAACUGCGAAGAUUUUCUUCUCUGAGAUAAUAUAUUUGGGCUCUUAGUAGUCUGGGGAAUUCUUAAAAUGAUUUUUUAAUUUAAUUCUAAAUUAAUUCAUAUGCUUUUAUUUACGUGAGGCUGAGUCUCAAAUAGCAGCGGUAUUUCGACGGAAUGCGGCAAUCUUUUGAGAAUGCGACAUGAUUUAGAAUACCGAAAUAAAGGCGAAAUCCAAAGCGCCAUGAUCUGAUAAACGCUUGUCGUAGUGAUGACGUAUCUCUCUGUCUCUCUCUUUCUCUCUUCCUGAGAAUUGUUGCGUCUAUCGCUGGAACGCCUUGCGAACAGAGCAGAUGCACUGUCUCCCAGUUUAUUGUUUCCCAAACUCGCUGAGCUAAAAGUGAGCAAUUGCGAGGUGUCCUGAGUGAAUUCGCACUAUGCUCCCGGAUAUGUAAAUCCUCGAUCGUAAUUUCCUCUCGCUCGGGUCAUCCUUCAAACUUGAGCGAGCAAAAAGAAUGUUUAAGCAACCUGAAAAUCUCAAGCUGUAAAUAUAGACCUUGCUCGAAAACAAAAAGAACAUCCUUUCGCAAGAACGAACACGACAGUUUCAGAUGAAGUAAUAAUCCGACCAUUGACGACAUGGAGGAAACAUUGCGAUUAAACGAAACCAGGUGCAACGACACCGAGAUGCCGAUCGACAUGCGCUUCAACGACGGCCACUUGAUAAAAAUAAUCACUUAUAGCGUCUUAAUGGUGAUAUCGGCGAUUGGAAAUAUUGCCGUGCUAAUAAUGACUAUAAUACGAAAACGGAAGUCCAAGUCCCGGAUAAACACCUUGGUGAUGCAUUUGGCGAUGGCUGACCUCUUCGUGACGUUUUUGAUGAUGCCCUUCGAAAUUGGAUGGUCGAUAACAGUGUCGUGGGAGGCGGGGGAUGCGAUGUGCCGUAUAAUGUCUUUUUUUAGGGUAUUCGGCCUAUAUCUAUCAUCUUUCGUAAUUGUCUGCAUAAGUAUAGACAGAUAUUAUGCGGUAAUGCGACCGCUGCAGAUAUUGGACGUUCACAGAAGAGGGAAGAUAACUCUGAUUUUCGCGUGGGUGGGCUCCGUAUUGUGUUCCUUGCCGCAGAUGCUGGUGUUCCAUGUCGAGGCGCAUCCGAAACACACUUGUUUCAUACAAUGUAUAACAUUCAAUACCUUCCCGUCGCACAUGCACGAGCUCUCGUACUCUUUGUUCGUGAUGACGGCAAUGUUCUGGUUCCCUCUGAUCGUGAUAUUCUACACCUACACCAGCAUAUUCGUGGAGAUCUGUCGUAGGUCCAAAGAAGACAGAAUACGUCGCUCAUCGAUCGGCUUCCUCAGUCGAGCGCGGGUGCGCACUUUAAAAAUGACGAUAACCAUUAUCGCCGUUUUCAUUAUCUGCUGGAGUCCUUACUACGUAAUAAGCGUCUGGUACUGGAUCGAUCGGUCGUCAGCUCGGCAAGUUGACUUGCGCCUUCAGAAAGCGCUCUUUUUAUUCGCGUGCACGAACUCCUGCAUGAACCCGAUCAUCUACGGCAUCUUCAAUAUACGCCAGAGGAGCCAGACAAAUCUUCAAUCCUAUCCUCCCUUGAUGCCCAUCAAUGCCACCGUAGAACUUCCGAUAGUCGCGUACGCCAGAGAUUCCAUCUUCACCGUUUUCUUAAUAGUUUUGCCGAUUCUCUUUAACUCCCCGACUUCGCUUAACAGACGCUCGUCGCAUGAUCACGGCGCCGGAGCGAGCAGCCACCAUCGAGACCCGAAUCACGCCGCUGUCCUUGUCGAUCAGACUUCUCGAUUGACGAUGAACACGACGUUCGCCAGGUCGAACGGAUGCAUUUAGACGAGCGAGCCAACCGUGCCGAGAUGCAGACGCGACACCUCGUAUCCGUAUUUUUCUCGCGCCCUUUCCUCCUCAUAUGAUAAUUGCGUGAUCGAUUCGUAUGCAUUAAGUUACAUUACACAACAACCGUGCCCUUGCAGAUACGAGGUUCCACCGUUCAAAUGCAAUUCUGUGCGGCGCACAAGGUCAAUUGAAAAGUUCCUUGCUUUAUUCUGACAUAAGACGUCAGACGAUAAUGUUACGAGUGAUUGUAGUGCUGAUAAAGUGGCUAUGAUCAUGGUCGCGAGCCACGUCGGCUGACGGCGGAAAGAAGAAGACGAUUCUCCCGGAAAUUCGCGAAGUUCGGCUGGAGAGACGCGCGGCGCGACAUGUGCAUUUUCUUCGAUUAACCCUCCUAAGUCGAUUUUUUAUCUGAAAGUGACGCCAAUUUUUAAGAUGAAAAUUAUUUAUUGUGAUAAAUGUAAAUAAAGCAGUCGAAAGGUAUAUAUAUACGGACAAUUAGCGUUAAGCGAUCGGGGCGAUCGAGGCUCAUUCGAGGGCGGAGAUGUUUCCGGACCAAAAUCGAAAUCGCGUCUGUCAUGCUAAUGCAAGUCCAAAGACAAAUGUGCAGUUCCGUCGCGCGUUCUCUUUGCCAUAACUUCGUGCAACUCUGCGACAUGAUUGUACAAAUAAGUUACAUAAGCUAUUUAUAUACUAUGUAUACACCGCUUAUAUUUUAUAGUCGUAUCUCUCGAAAAGACCAAGAUACUGGGGAAAAAAGACCCUCGCGUUCUCCCGUCUCGCCUGUAUUACGUAGAAUUCUUAUCGUUGAUCAAUUUCGUAUACGUAAUCGACGUUCGCAGGACCGAUCUUCAUGUUUCUAUAACUAUAUAUUUUCUGUACAUAAAUAAUAAAACGAUACGUAUCGGUUCACAA